GCGUGUGUGCGUGCGUGUGUGCUUACGCAGGCCCAGCUCAAAGAGAUGGAGUCGAAGACCCAGGAGAUGAUCCAACAAAGACUCGUGAAGAUUGAGGAUAUCCGCUCAUCGGUAUCCCAACUGGAGCUGGUGGUGGAGCGGGCGACGAUGGGCAGCGUCUGCAUUUUCUCGGCGCUGACGGCGGCCAUCGAACGAGCGCAGGCGGAGCUGAUGAACGUCAUGCAGGCCAACCGGCAGACGGCGGCGAACCAGGCGGAUGCCUUGAUACGGCAGCUCGAGCAGGAGGUGGAAGAGCUGCGGCGGCGGGAGAGCGCUCUCACGCAACUCUCGACCACGGAUGACCACCUACACGGUGUCAAGAAUUUCGCUACGGUCACUGCUCCUCUACCCACCAACGAUUGGUCGGGUGUUUCCAUCACGUGCGAUCUGGGGACCAACGCCAUCUACGGGUCGCUGGCAGGCGAGGUGGAGAAGUUCCCUCGAUCCAACUUGAUUCUGCCCCAGAAUUUCGCUACGGUCACUGCUCCUCUACCCACCAACGACUGGUCGGGUGUUUCCAUCUCGUGCGAUCUGGGGAUCAACGCCAUCUACAGGUCGCUGGCAGGCGAGGUGGAGAAGUUUCAGGAGCAGCUGAGGGGCAUCAUCGAGACGGGUUUCACUGCCUCAUCACUGGAGACCAGUCCAGCGCGUCCACAGCCCAGGAUGAGAAGGGUGCAGGAGUUUGCAGUGGACGUCACACUGGACUGCAACACGGCCCACCCCAGACUGCUUCUGUCCGACGACAUGAAGAGCGUGUGGUGCGGCGACCGGCACCAGCUACUUCCGGACAACGUCGAGCGGUUUGAUCGCGUCGUGUGCGUCCUGGGGAGGGAGGCCAUCACCUCCGGGCGACACUACUGGGAGGUCCAAGUGGGCGGGAAGACGGACUGGGAUUUGGGCGUCGCCAGGCAAUCCAUCAACAGGAAAGGCAAGAUUGACGUGACGCCAAAUAAUGGAUACUGGUUCCUCAGCUUGAGAGACAAGAACAAGUACGCCUUUCGCACCGAGCCAUCCACCGACGUUCACCUCAACCUCCGACCCAACAAGAUUGGAGUAUUUGUCGACUUUGAUCGAGGACAGGUUUCCUUCUACAACGUGGACGCCAAAAUCCACAUCUAUACGUUCAACGACACGUUCACAGAGUGCAUCUUCCCGUUCUUUAGCCCCUGCACCAACAGAUCCGGAAAGAACGACGGGCCGCUCGUCAUCACGCCAGUCGACGUGUCGGAAUGAACCAAACCAAUAAGUCCCGUUCCGCCGCCGCACUUGAUUUCACGUUGAUUCUUCUUGCUGGAUUUCUUCAAUCGAUUAAAACGGUGUCCUAUUUCAAAGUUAUUCAUGCAAGCAUUUAAAAAAGCAAAGACAAUGUACAACUUGA
Messenger RNA from Hippocampus comes (tiger tail seahorse), 1417 nucleotides. Its product is annotated as butyrophilin subfamily 2 member A2-like. The transcript is spliced from 10 exons. NCBI's taxonomy places the organism in Eukaryota, Metazoa, Chordata, Actinopteri, Syngnathiformes, Syngnathidae. Gene Ontology annotation, molecular function: protein binding. The record is from RefSeq and is a predicted model, not a curated record. The annotation marks the transcript as partial.